Molecule: messenger RNA, 618 nt
Organism: Paramacrobiotus metropolitanus
Lineage: Eukaryota; Metazoa; Tardigrada; Eutardigrada; Parachela; Macrobiotidae
Product: nucleolar transcription factor 1-like
Exons: 1
Coding region: 1-618 (205 amino acids)
Source: RefSeq, a predicted model, not a curated record
AUGCGCGCGGCCGGAAUCCGACCCGUGCCAAGGGACACCGUGUCACUGCCCAACGCAGCUGGCCAGUCUAGACCCUCUUCACCGGCCCCAUCAGCCACAUCAACUAAAAGUCGAAAGGCUACGGUCACAAAGAGGAAUGAGCAAAAACCACCGCCAUUGGGCCACGAUGUAUCAGACUCCGAGGAUUCCGAACCGGAGGACUCGGAGGAGGAACAAGAAGAAGAGCCGGACCAGGACCAAACCUUGGAAUCCCAAAAGUCCGACUCGGAUGCUGACGAUGACCAGAGCCCUGGUAAAUUGACCAUGGACGUCCCACCGGACCAUGACAUGGAAAUCCCACCUGGUGAUGAAAAUCAGCCACCUGAUGGCGACCAGGACAUGGAGGACCAGGGCGGCGCAGAAGGCGCCAGUCAGGACCAGAGCGGCGCAGAACGCGCCAGUCGACAAAGUCCGGCCAGCGUAGAAGACGCUGAGCCAAGUGGAAGCGGUGCACCGCCCCAACGGGAAAGAGUGCGAGACUCCACCUCACCAGAGUCAAACGAUGGUGAGAUCCAGUGGACUUUGCCUGACCCAUGCCCGGCCAAACCGCGCAUUGAUUAUGCCGCCACCAAGGACUAA